Molecule: messenger RNA, 1197 nt
Organism: Moneuplotes crassus
Lineage: Eukaryota; Ciliophora; Spirotrichea; Euplotida; Euplotidae
Source: the annotation of a GenBank genome assembly
UAAAGUAAUUAAAAAUGGUAAGUAUUCUCUAAAACCAGUGUUUAUUCUCUUCUAUUUCUUAGUACAGAAUUAGCAUAGAAUAGCUGUUUUUUGUCAUCCUGAAGGAAGAGCCUUGGGGCAAGAAUUUAAUCAGGUUUUCUGUGAAUCCUUACUGAAAGACACCAUUUUAAUCACUCGUUUUAGUUUUACGAUACACUUCCGAAUUUUGACGGUAAAUAUGACCUGAAACAUCAUCUUGGAUAUGGAGGCACCUCUUCAGUGUUUCUCUCUGAUCUAAACGGCCAUGAUGUGGCUGUAAAAUGAGUUAGGAAGGAUAAGACUCUUUCUAGAGAAACGGAGAAAAUGUUGGUUUUAAGGGAAGCUGAAAUUAUCAAAAAAAUAGGAUUCCACCCUAAUAUUAUCAACCUAGUUGAGUCUUACCCAGAAGGAAUGCACGAUUACUUAGGAGUUACAGAAGAAGUCUCCUAUAAUGUAUUAGAGUACUGCCCUAAUGGAAGCCUGUACGAUUUUGUUAAGAGAAAUGGACCACUUGGUGAAAAUGAAGCUUGAUUCUAUUUUAAACAGCUGGUUUAUGCAGUAAAGCAUUUGCAUGAUAACAACAUUGCUCAUUGAGAUAUAAAGCCAGGAAACAUUUUCUUUGAUGAAUACUUCAACAUAAAGCUAGGAGACUUUGGCUGAGCCUUUGCUUUUGAGAGCAAACAAUAUGGAGUAACACGGUGUUUAGGAACAAAGUCUUAUAUGGCUCCAGAAGUCUUUAAGGCGUCAAAAGAGACUCCUUACAGUCCAUUUAUCGCUGAUAUAUUAGCUUUGGGAUGAACUCUUUACUUCAUGGUGACUGGCAAGAUUCCAUUGAACUCAGAGACUUGCUCUUCGUCUACAGAGGAAGACUCUGAUGAUAUUUGCUCACCUUCAAAUGUGUAUAUUGGGAACCUUGAAGAGCUGGAUCUCAUGGCUUAUGAUAUGAUUGAAAGGUGUACUUCUAAAUGUACAAGAGACAGACCUGACAUUGAGUGAAUGUCUACCCACCCUUGGUUUGAUGACAGGAGAGACCCUGAUCACUGAACCAAAAUUUUUGAUUACAUGAAGUCAAGAUCCUAGGCAUUUAAUAGGAUCUACUUUAAUCUAAUUUAGAUGAUAAAUUAUUAAGAUAAGGUCAUACUAAUUCUUGCUAAAAUUUAACUUUCAUAAAAAUUAUAA